UUUGGUGCAGCGAGGAUGAGCGGCUGGACGGGUAUUGAGCGGGGCUGCCGGCCACCAGGGAGCGGCGGCGGCGGCGAAGAACGGGAGCGGCCCAGGAAGCGCCGGCACAACGAGGAGGAGGAGGAGCAGCAGGCGGGCCGCAAGGCUCAGAAAUUAGAUGGGGGACACUGCAGUAAAGUGGCUGCACAUUACAAUGAGCUUCGAGAGUGCGGAUUGGCAGUGCGCAAUCAGAGUCGAAUCGUUUACAUGCGCAAUUUCAACAAUUGGAUCAAGAGUGUCCUUAUUGGAGAGUAUCUAGAAUUGGUGAGGCGGAAGAACAGGCGUAACAUCUCUGUCCUGGACUUGGGCUGUGGAAAAGGUGGUGAUUUGCUAAAGUGGAAGAAGGGGCAAAUUAACAAACUGGUUUGUGUCGAUAUCGCUGACAUUUCCGUGGAACAGUGCACUAAGCGAUACGCUGACAUGAAAUGCAGAGGCUACUCUUAUGAACCUCUCUAUGUUGCAGAGUUUAUAAGAGCAGACGGCACCAAGGAGUUGCUGAGUGAGAAAUACAAGGAUCCAAACGCUACAUUUGAUAUCUGCAGCUGUCAGUUUGUCUACCACUAUUCCUUUGAGUCUCUGGAACAAGCAGACACCAUGCUAAAGAACGCUUGUGAUCGCUUGCGACCAGGAGGAUAUUUCAUUGGAACUACACCAAAUGCUUUUGAGCUUGUGAAACGCCUGGAAGCAUCAGAGACGAACUGCUUUGGAAAUGAAUUAUACAGCGUAACUUUCCAAAAGAAGGGUGAAUACCCGCUCUUUGGCUGCCAAUAUGACUUUAACUUGGAAGGAGUAGUCAAUGUCCCUGAAUUCCUAGUUUACUUUCCAUUGUUUGAAGAGAUGGCUAAACGACACAAGAUGAAGCUAGUCUUAAAAAAGACUUUUGCAGAAUUUUUCAAAGACAAAGUCCAGAAUCCAGAACAUGAAAUGCUAUUGAAGAAAAUGAAGUCAUUAGAGAAAUAUCCCAUUCCAGAGCGCAGUUUGGGGUCUAAUAAAGAUGAUUAUGAACAUGCAGAAGAUUACCUGAAGAACCCACAAGCAAAGCCACCAAUUGGCACAUUAAGCAAAUCUGAAUGGGAGGCUACAAGCAUAUACUUGGUUUUUGCAUUUGAGAAACAGGCAUAAGCAAAACCUCCAUUUGCUUUUGGUGAGAACUUCGCUGGAAGCUGAGGAUAUGAAAUUCUAGUCAAGUGACGUGACGGCAGAAGCUGAGCUUUUGAAGAUGGUUUUGAAGACAGUAUUUUAAGUAUGCCUGGUGGGCAUGGAGGCUAUUUUAGAUUGUGGAUUUAAGAUGAAGUCCUUAGCAAUCGGCUCCGAGCUGUUAGAUGCACAAGAAACAAUGUCUUGACGGAACGUAUCAUUUUUAUAACUUUCUUUGUACUAUACUUAUGUUUUAGUUGCAAGUAUUUUUUUCUGUUAAAACAUUUUUGGAUACUGAACUUUUUACUUGGGAUGCCUUUUCAAGAAAUUGGAAAAAAAGUUCUCACUGCUUUUUUGGGUUUUUAAAUGUAUUUGGGACAGGGCAGCAUAGGUAAUUUUAUUUGUUUUCUGUCGGGGGGGAAAAAAUCUGGCAGUUAAAAUGAUAUACUUCGGCCAUCUUGCGAUGUAAUCAAAUAGCAAUUUUGAUACCUAUCUCCCGUUAUCUGCUUUAUUAGUGGUCGAGUGGUUUCUCCACACACACUCUUUAUCUGGAUCAGCUUCGGUAGAAGUAAAACCAUAGAGCAGCCAGAAACUUUUUCACAAUUCAACAUGCUUAAGAAGGACAUUUUUGUUUUUUUGUCUACUCACAAUUCAACAUGAUCAUGGCCUAUUAAAAAUGAUUCUUAUUGAGUCAUUUUUCUGUUUUGUUUCCCCCCCCCCCCCUCUUAGUCCUUCUGUCUUGUUCCACCCCCCCCCCUUCACUUUAAUCCGAUGUCGUUCUCGAUUCCCCUACUUUGAGCAAAAGACUCUGUGCGUUUACCCAAUCUAUUCCUCUUAUGAUUUUCUACACUUCUAUAAGAUCACCCCUCGUCCUUCUGUGCUCAAAGGAAUAAAGUCCAAGCCUGCUCAACCUCUUCCUAUAGCUCAGGCCAUUGAGUCCUGGCAACAUCUUUGGAAACUGGCCCUCGAGUCUUGGCACCAUCCUCCUUUCAUAAGUAAGUCAAUUUUAACUUUUUCCUCAAAAAUUACUAUAUAGCUUUUGAAAGAUCAAGAUCAUCUUCUUGUACCUUGGUUCCAACCUUGGGCAUCAUAGGUCAAUGUCCAAUGUAGCAACAGUGGGAAGAUAACAUUUUCCACAUCAUAAAGCUUUUGAUUAAUUUCUCGGCUGCUCUCUUUUCAGUUUUGCAAUCUACUGACAAGUAGAUUUUAUUCCCCUUACUUUCCUUUAGAGUGCUUAGCAAACAUGAGAUCCUUGUGGAACAUGCCCAUGUUCAUCAAUUUCAACAUGGGAAAUUAUUUAUGACUUCCCUGUCUCCAGUAGAGUUCUUUAUUCUUGUGGCCAUUCCAUCUUUAAAUGCCGGCUUCUCUAAAGUCAGUUCUUGUUUAAAAACAUUUUGAUGGUCUCAAUGUAUUAUCUUCUGUGUUUUCCUUAUAGAACACAAAGACAGUCAAAAGUAAUGCAGUAAAUUAAUUGUGGCCAGGUGUCUGAAUAAACAACUUUUGUUUACUCCUUAUGAAUGUUUCAAA
Messenger RNA from Leucoraja erinaceus (little skate), 2703 nucleotides. It is a transcript of the gene rnmt, whose product is annotated as RNA (guanine-7-) methyltransferase. The record is from RefSeq and is a predicted model, not a curated record. Gene Ontology annotation, cellular component: nucleus. Lineage: Eukaryota; Metazoa; Chordata; Chondrichthyes; Rajiformes; Rajidae. Gene Ontology annotation, molecular function: mRNA 5'-cap (guanine-N7-)-methyltransferase activity. Gene Ontology annotation, biological process: 7-methylguanosine mRNA capping.